GCAACCAUCACCUUCAUCCUUGAGCUGCGUGUCUAAUGCAAUGAGGUACAACCUGUGACGGCAGCUCCAAGUAUGACAGCUGCAAAUGUAGAGAGUGGCAUCUUUCAUCUCAAUAUGCAUUUCAACCAUUGAAGGUCCUCUCAGGACUUGCUCUUAAGACUUUUUUCCAGGUGUGUUUCUUUUACUAGUGCUGGAGAGAAGGACUUGAAGCAACAAAUCCUCCUCCAGCAGCAGCACCCUGCAGUGACGAAGGCGACAAAGCACCCUUUUCAUGAACUCCACAAAUUCUAACCCCACUGUGCACUUGGAAGUCAUGGACCAGCCCAGUUCUGCCAAACAGGAACAGAACCUCUCCUGAGCACUCAAGCACCUUCUGAAUAGAAAGGACGCCUGGCCGUUGGCCCGGGACAGCUGGGCGCUAUGGCGCAUUCCCCUGGCUGCUGCCACCCCUGUGCCACCUGCCUGCUCUGCCUCUACAGCUGCCGCUGGGUCACUGCCAAGAAGAGGAAAGGCCUGAAAACCACCAAGUGUGACUGCAGCUGGUUCCUUUUCCUCUUCUGCGUCUUCCUCUUCAUGCUGGUGUGGCUCUACUUCGCCAUCAUCAUCCUCAAUGAUUUCCACAACUUCAAUGAGUUCAUCUUCAAGCAGAAGAAGUUGUGGCUGGACUGGUCCCUGGUCCUGCUCAUAGCUACAGCCGUGCUGAUCACCUACUCGACUGCGCUGCUGGUCCUCGCUUUGUGCUUGCAGCUCUGCGGCCAGCCCUUGAAGCUGCACUGGCUGCACAAGGCCCUGCUGAUCGUAUCGGCCCUGGUGGUGGCUGCAGCCUUCACAGGGCUGGGAAUAAAGUGGGCGGAGGAGUGGAGAAGCGCACGUAUCUCCCUGCAGGCAACAGGUCCCUUCCUGCACAUUGGAAUCGUGGGGGGAAUGACGCUCCUUGCCUGGCCCCUGGCCAGCUUCAUCUACCGCACCCACAACAGAGGUGUCAAGGUGUUUCUGCUGCUUGUGUACUGUGCGGUGAUGAUCGCACUGUAUCUGGCUCCCCUGGGAAUCACCUCCCCUUGCAUCAUGGAGGAGAACCAGCUGCCCCCCAAGCCGGCCCUGGUUGGCCACCGAGGAGCUCCCAUGCUGGCCCCCGAGAACACCCUCAUGUCACUGCACAAGGCGGUGGACUGUGAUGUGCAGGUCUUUGAGACAGACGUCAUGGUGAGUGCUGACGGGGUCCCGUUCCUCAUGCACGACGAGGAGCUCACCAGGACCACCAAUGUGCAGGCUGUGUUCCCCGAGAGGGCUGCCCUGAACAGCACCGCCUUCAACUGGACAGACCUCCAGCAGCUGGAUGCUGGCACCUGGUUCCUGGAGCGGAGGCCUUUUCCCACUGUGCAGAGUCUGUCCGAUGCCGAUCGCCAGGAGGUGACUCGACAGAGGAUCCCGUCCCUGGAACAGGCGCUGGAGGCAGCCAAACACAGUAACAUCUCCAUCAUGUUUGACCUCCGGCCUGAGAACCACAGUGACUACCAGAGCUUUGUCAAUGCCACCCUGGAAGUGAUCUUACAGUCAGGCAUCCCACUACAGCAGGUGCUCUGGCUGCCGGAUGGUUUCAGGGAGCAGGUCAAAGAACGAGCCCCCGGCCUUCUGCAAGUCUACGGCAGGAAGAGACUGCAGAAUGAGAAGGAGCCGCUGCUGCGUGUCAACCUGCCCUACCAGGACAUGAGCUCUGAGGAGAUCAGGCAGUACCGCCAGGACAACGUCUCUGUCAACCUGUACGUGGUGAACCAGCCCUGGCUCUUCUCCGUGCUGUGGUGCUCCGGGGUGAGCUCGGUCACCACCAACGCCUGCCAGGUGCUGAAGGAGAUGAAACACCCCAUCUGGCUGCUCCCCAGGAGCACGUACUUCAUGAUCUGGAUUGUUGUAGACUGCACUUCUCUUCUCGCCAUCCUCUGGGCCUUCCUCUUGCUGAAGAAAUGCUCCCAGAGAAGACAGGCAGCGGAGUCCGAGACGGACGUGCUGCUCACAAAGAUCAACAGCUUGAUGCAGGAGUGACCCCUCGGGCCUGCAUCAGCCAGGGGAGGGGCGGCCAGAGCCCUGCACAGCUCAAGGGGGGAGCUUCAAGGGGCCACCUUCAAGGCUCCUUUCCUUUGCAGACUCUCUCCUGAGCUUCCCCUCUCCCCGUAGCCUUCCUGCCUCCUCCCGUGGUGCACAACUGCCCUCCGCUGAGAUGAUGGGGAACUGGGUUCCCAGUUGUCACCCACAGUGAGGAACUGGAGACUUUGCAGGGGUUUUCCUGGGGGCUGGCAGGUGCCCAGGGCCUGAGUGCUAACCCAGGGGGGCUGGGGCCUCUGCCCUGGGGUUUGGACACGGGGGAGCCGGGGUGGGGGGAUUUGAGUUGCUGUUUGGUGCAGGGAAACCUUCUUCAAAGUGCUGCUGCCCUGCUCUGAGGAAGAGGAAGGGGGGCAAGGGGGGAGCUGGCUUUUCACAACAUAAAGGGGGGAGCUGAGCUCUUCCCGCCCCCACGGUGGGCACAGGUCCUGCCCCUGCUGCUGGCUUCGUGCU
Messenger RNA from Calidris pugnax (ruff), 2550 nucleotides. RefSeq names its product glycerophosphodiester phosphodiesterase domain containing 2 (gene GDPD2). Gene Ontology annotation, molecular function: glycerophosphodiester phosphodiesterase activity. Gene Ontology annotation, biological process: lipid metabolic process. Gene Ontology annotation, cellular component: membrane. Bases 421 to 2040 code for a protein of 539 amino acids. The record is from RefSeq and is a predicted model, not a curated record. The transcript has 16 exons. NCBI's taxonomy places the organism in Eukaryota, Metazoa, Chordata, Aves, Charadriiformes, Scolopacidae.